AUAAAGAGUGUGGAGUUGAACUCGUGCCAUUGUAGUGACUCAUCUCGGGCAGAGCGCAGGGGCUCGGAGCGAGACAGCGAGCAGCGCUCGGCAGGGACAGAGAGAGAGAGAGCGCGCGCGAGAAAGAGGGGGAGAGAGAGAGAGAGAGGAGAGGGAGGGCGAAGCGAGGCGAGACGCGCGAGGCCGGCCCGUCCCGGAGCGGACACAGGGUGCAGGGCACUGCGGCGCCGAGCCACGUCCCUCGCAGCACCGCUCAGCCUGGAACCCCACGGGCACUGUCCCGCCGGCGCGAUCGGGGCCGCUGGACCGGCGCUUGCUGCCUUGUCCUAAGUCAAGUGUCCGAGUCGCCGGGAAACUCAGGCGGCGAGUUGGCCACAGGAAGUUUAUUCUCGGGCUCCUUUUCUAAAAGGAGGAAACAGAAGUUUCUCCCAACCGGCAGCUUUUCUUUUUCGCCUCUUUGGCGCCCUGUGAGAUCGGGGAGGGAGUCCCCCCAGAGCUGCCAAGCGACACCCGCUGGGCUCCUUGUCUUUUUUUUUUUUUUUUUUUGCGUUUGCCCAUUUUUUUUUUCUCCAGCCCCUGGGUCCCGGCGGAGCUCCGGCUGCGCGCGGGGGCGGAAGGGCGCGCGCAGGGGAGGGACCGAGGGACGCGCCGACUUUUUUAGAGGGAGGGACCCGGUGGACAACCGGUUCCGCGGAGCUUGCAGAGCAGAAACGAAGUGCGGUGCGCGGCGAUCGGGGGGUCACUUCCCGAGCGUCGCCGCCUCCCUGUCUGCCUCGGUGAGGGGGACAGCCCGGGAGCCAAGAGCCCAGCCCGCGGCGGGGCCGCUGGACCAGCGAGCGCGCAGCAGACUGUGCGCGGCCGCGGCGAGGGCGGGGAAGAAAACCACCCUGUUUCCUCUCCGGCCCCCACCGCGGAUCAUGUACCAGGAUUAUCCCGGGAACUUUGACACCUCGUCCCGGGGCAGCAGCGGCUCUCCUGCGCACGCCGAGUCCUACUCCAGCGGUGGCGGCGGCCAGCAGAAGUUCCGGGUAGAUAUGCCUGGCUCAGGCAGCGCCUUCAUCCCCACCAUCAAUGCCAUCACCACCAGCCAGGACCUGCAGUGGAUGGUACAGCCCACAGUGAUUACUUCCAUGUCCAACCCUUAUCCACGCUCACACCCCUACAGCCCCCUGCCGGGCCUGGCUUCUGUCCCUGGGCACAUGGCUCUCCCCAGACCCGGCGUGAUCAAGACCAUCGGUACCACUGUGGGCCGCAGGAGGAGAGAUGAGCAGCUGUCUCCCGAGGAAGAGGAGAAGCGUCGAAUCCGGAGGGAGAGGAACAAGCUGGCUGCCGCCAAGUGUCGGAACCGUCGCCGCGAGCUGACGGAAAAGCUGCAGGCGGAAACAGAGGAGCUGGAAGAGGAGAAGUCCGGUCUGCAGAAAGAGAUCGCUGAGCUACAGAAGGAGAAGGAAAAGCUGGAGUUCAUGUUGGUGGCGCAUGGCCCUGUGUGCAAAAUCAGCCCCGAGGAGCGCCGGUCGCCCCCGACCUCCGGGCUGCAGCCCAUCCGUGGUACGGGCGGCGCUGUGGUGGUGAAGCAGGAGCCGCUGGAAGAGGACAGCCCUUCUUCCUCAGCGGUAGGGAUGGACAAGACCCAGCGCUCUGUCAUCAAGCCCAUCAGCAUUGCUGGGGGUGGUUUCUAUGGGGAAGAGCCUCUGCACACUCCCAUCGUGGUGACCUCCACACCUGCCAUUACUCCAGGCACCUCAAACCUUGUCUUCACCUACCCCAGUGUCCUGGAGCAGGAGUCGCCAGCGUCACCCUCGGAGUCCUGCUCCAAGGCUCACCGCAGAAGCAGUAGCAGUGGGGACCAGUCGUCAGACUCCUUGAACUCCCCCACACUGCUGGCCCUGUAACCCUGUGCUCCUCUGGCCAGCUCUGGAGAAGUCGUCAUGAUCAUCGUCAUCAUCAUCAUCCUCAUCCUCCUCAUCCUCCUCGUCACCCUUCCCGGAGACCAGUACCUUUAAAGCACUCCAGGGCCGUGAGGGCAAUAGGGGACCUUGGCUCUGGGGACCCGAUGGGAUUUAGUGGCAAGGCACUGGUUGAUCUCUUGGAAGCCCUGGGACCCCCUUUCCCUCAUUCAUCUUGCAAGCAAAUCCUCUUCCUUGAGAAGCCGGAGGAGAACUUGGUUCGGUGGACUCAGACAUCCUCUCCUGCUUCGGCAGCAUCUGGAGCCCGGCCCCGGAUGGUUCCUGUCCCUUUGUGACUCUGUUGUCCCUGGAGUGAUGGUGUCCCUUUCCUCCCCCACCAAGCAUGCCCAGUGCCUUUCUGGUGUCCCCUGCCUCCCCCAGUCCCAGCUUCACUCCCUCUGGGUUUUUAAUGAGAUUUGCCAUGACAUUUCAUCUGGGUGGUCCGGAUAUUAAAGCGCUGUUAUUUCUGGA
Peromyscus maniculatus bairdii (prairie deer mouse) is the source of this 2417-nucleotide messenger RNA. RefSeq names its product FOS like 2, AP-1 transcription factor subunit (gene Fosl2). Gene Ontology annotation, molecular function: DNA-binding transcription factor activity, RNA polymerase II-specific; RNA polymerase II cis-regulatory region sequence-specific DNA binding. The record is from RefSeq and is a predicted model, not a curated record. Gene Ontology annotation, cellular component: nucleus. Gene Ontology annotation, biological process: regulation of transcription by RNA polymerase II. Lineage: Eukaryota; Metazoa; Chordata; Mammalia; Rodentia; Cricetidae.